Messenger RNA from Ceratina calcarata, 2801 nucleotides. RefSeq names its product arginine methyltransferase 1 (gene Art1). The record is from RefSeq and is a predicted model, not a curated record. Gene Ontology annotation, molecular function: protein-arginine omega-N monomethyltransferase activity; protein-arginine omega-N asymmetric methyltransferase activity; histone methyltransferase activity. Lineage: Eukaryota; Metazoa; Arthropoda; Insecta; Hymenoptera; Apidae. The transcript is spliced from 2 exons. Bases 417 to 1511 code for a protein of 364 amino acids. Gene Ontology annotation, cellular component: nucleus. Gene Ontology annotation, biological process: peptidyl-arginine methylation, to asymmetrical-dimethyl arginine; chromatin remodeling.
AAAUCGGGAAAAACAUUGGGUGACGUUCCCGAAACUUUUAACAAGAAAAUAAAUGUUUGAACGCCGUUUGUCACAACACAGUUUUCCUUAACGCUGGGCGUCGUGAAGACGAAUACAUCGCCUAUCCGAUUUCCUCAGAUCAAUUUCCAAAGACAUAUUUCAAUUAUCCCGAAUCGUUCGUCAACGUCAUCCCAAGAAAAUCGGGAUACGUUCAAUUCUCAAUGUGUAAUUCCAUCCGCCGCACUGUGGUGUAGAAAUGUGUGUGUGUAAAGAAUCCCGAGUGAUCAUUCGAUCUUAAACAGACGCCAUUCGUUUUGGCGGGCACGUGUGCAUCCUCGCGUUCUCUCUGCAAUCACCGAAACGAGUAUAAUUCGACGGUUUCGAGGUUUUUCAGAAUCACCAGUUUGCCGGCACUGAUGAACAACAUUGUAUCGAAAAUGGAAUCUAUGGAAGUUACCGAAAAUAGCACUAUGCCAGGCAAAGAUGCGACACCAUCGUCCUGCAGGGAAUCAGUUUCUGUGGACGAUAUGACGUCGCGCGACUAUUAUUUCGAUUCGUAUGCCCAUUAUGGGAUUCACGAAGAAAUGUUGAAGGAUGAAGUGCGUACAGUGACUUAUCGUAACUCUAUGUAUCACAACAAACAUUUAUUCAAAGGCAAAACAGUUCUUGACAUCGGUUGUGGAACUGGUAUACUCUCAAUGUUCGCUGCCAAGGCUGGGGCAGCUAAAGUAAUAGGUAUCGAGUGUUCGAAUAUCGUCGAGUACGCAGAGAAGAUCGUAGAGGCGAACCAGCUUUCGAACAUAAUAACGAUACUUAAAGGCAAGGUUGAGGAGGUCUCAUUGCCCGAUGGCAUUGAAAAAGUUGAUAUAAUUAUUUCCGAGUGGAUGGGUUACUGUUUAUUUUACGAAUCGAUGUUAGAUACAGUGCUGUUCGCUAGAGACAAAUGGCUUCGCGAGGACGGAAUGCUGUUCCCUGACAAAGCAACUUUAUUUAUCUGCGGCAUAGAAGAUAGACAAUACAAGGACGAGAAGAUAAACUGGUGGGACGAUGUAUAUGGAUUUGAUAUGAGUAGUAUAAGAAAAGUAGCGAUUAGCGAACCUCUAGUGGACGUUGUGGACCCGAAACAAGUCGUUACGAAUGCAUGCCUGAUCAAGGAAGUCGAUUUAUACACUGUAACUAAGGCUGAUUUGGAAUUUUCAUCACCGUUCACUUUGCAAGUCCGCAGAAACGACUAUGUACAAGCGCUAGUCACUUUCUUCAACAUCGAAUUCACCAAGUGCCACAAACGCAUCGGGUUCAGCACGGCGCCGGAAGUACAGUAUACUCAUUGGAAACAAACUGUAUUCUACUUCGACGAAUAUAUGACCGUGAAGAAGGGCGAAGAAAUAUAUGGUGUAUUUUCGAUGAAACCCAACGCGAGGAACUAUAGAGAUUUGGACUUCAUCAUCGAAGUGGACUUCAAAGGAGAAUUGUGCCAAGUACACGAAACUAACACAUACCGUAUGCGCUGAUACCUAUCAGAUAAUUCAUCUUCUUCCUUUAAUUUUCACGAUUCGUAACUGUAAUCAAAUAGAAAUCUGGACUUGAAAAUCAUCGAAUUGCGCUAGAUAAUUUGAUGACGUUUAACAGUACGGUACAAUGAAUGGUGUGGAUCAUUUAAGUGUUUUUUAACAUUUUUAAUUUUAAGAGAGUUAGAGGCUUCCCGCUUGAGAACGAAUAGAACGUCCACGAUCUUUGUUAAUGUAAAAGUUUGCAAUACGACGACUUAUGAUUAAGAAAAAUAGGAUUCGAUAUAUCAUUGAUUAAUCACGAAUAGUGUAUAUUUACAGAAUAUUACUUUGUGUAAGCGAGCGUGUAUUAGGACUAUAAAUACUGUGGAUAACUAUAUAUUUCUAUUUUUCUCCGUGACCGUUUUCUAUUACAUAUUGUCAACCUCCCGUGUUUCUUUUACGUGUGACUUCGAUCUAUUAAAUCGCUACUGAAUUUAACAUUACAGAGACAUGGACUGCGUUGAAACAGUACACUCUUCAUUUACCAUAUUUUUGUACCGUAUUUUUAAAACACAACUUGGUUUGAAACCGACCGCGUCUCGACAAUGCAUGUUACUAUUCCGAAUGAUCAUUUGAAAGUGCUCAUUUAUAUUAUGUACGACAAAUGGGUGAAUUAUAUUUUGUUAAUUUCAUAGCAAAUUAAAACUUACUGUUAGUAUUACCUAUUCUAUCAACACCUCUCUGUAAGUACGUGUGUCAUCCGUGAUACUUAUAUUGUAUACUAAUUUCUCGAAAACAGAAGUUACUAUUAAUUUUAUUCUUAUACUUAUGAUAUUAGCUGUGUGUACGAUAUCAAUUUAUUACGCUCGGAAACGAACUUCUUUUAGGUGCUUUGUUUACCGUUAAGUCAAUUGUAAUAACAAUGUACCUAAGCAUUGUUUGAAUUCACAUUGUAUCAAGGGACACGAUGGCGUCCCGAGGGCAAGUUUUACAAUACAGGGAAAUAAUACAUUUUAGACGAUUGUUCGUAAUUUCGAAAAUUGACAAGUACCACGAUACUGAUCAAAUCUUAACAUCGGAUCAUAUGAGACAGAAAUAUAUAUGAAUUGCAUGUAACAAACGAAAUCUACUUAAUUUUGAUAAUUCAUUCAUUAAUUCUGUGCUUUCAAAAAUUAUUUUCAAAGGAUAUAGCGAUUCACUUAUUUCGCCGCAUAAGACAUCUGCUAGGUGUUUCUACUCUGUGCAAGUUCACGUUCAUAAUUGGAAGAAAUGCCUUGGACCUCUAAUAAAUAAAUAGACUCUUUUCCACAA